CUCCGAACAAUUCUCACAAUUCCAUCUGUAUCCUCGUCCCUCUCGGAAAAUUUCCCCGUCUCAGCUCCGGCGAUGGCUCUCAAAGCCGUUCAUGUAUCCGAUGUCCCCAAUCUGGACCAGAUCCCAGAGAACGCUUCGCUCGCUCUCUACUCCACUCGCUUCUCCAAAGGAGUUGAUAUUGGCCGGAGUUCUUUUAAAGUGCCGAAGUUUCUAGUGAUCGGCCACAGAGGAAACGGCAUGAACAAGUUGCAGUCGCCGGAUCGGAGAAUGAAGGCAAUCAAGGAGAACUCGGUUCUCUCAUUCAACACUGCCGGGAAGUUCGGUGUCGAUUUCAUCGAGUUCGACGUUCAGGUGACAAACGAUGACUGUGCAGUCAUUUUCCACGAUGACUUCAUCCUUUCUCAGGAAAAUGAUACCAUUUUUGAGAAACGAGUAACAGAGUUAUGCCUUUCUGAAUUCCUGUCCUAUGGUCCCCAGAUAGAACCCGGCAAGGCGGGAAAAUCUCUGUUGAGGAAAACAAAAGAUGGGAAGAUAGUGAAGUGGGAAGUUGAGACAGAUGACUCUCUGUGCACUCUCCAAGAGACUUUUCAGAAGGUGAACCCUUCACUGGGUUUCAACAUAGAGUUGAAGUUUGAUGACCACAUUGUAUAUGAGCAGGAUUACCUUAUCCGCGUUCUCCAAGUCGUCUUACAGGUGGUGUUUGAAUCAGCCAAGGAAAGGCCCAUCAUCUUCUCCACUUUCCAGCCUGAUGCUGCUCUGCUUGUCAGAAAAUUGCAAUCUACCUACCCAGUGUACUUCUUGACAAAUGGUGGGACAGAGAUGUACUACGAUGUGAGAAGGAACUCACUGGAAGAGGCAGUGAAGGUGUGCUUGGAGGGAGGGUUGCAGGGGAUUGUUUCAGAAGUCAAGGCAAUCUUCAGGAACCCAGGGUCUGUGACCAAGAUCAAGGACUCCAAGCUUUCUCUCCUCACCUACGGCCAAUUGAAUAACGUGCCAGAAGCAGUGUACAUGCAACAUCUGAUGGGGGUGGAAGGGGUGAUAGUUGAUCUGGUGGAGGAGAUCAGCGCUGCUGUCUCUGAGUACUUCAAGCCAUCAAAGGGAGCACUAGCAGUAGCAGAAGCAGAAGCAGAUGAAAAAGAAGAAGAAGAAGAAGAAGAAGAACAGGGGGAGGAAACAAAACCACAGUUCUCCCAAAGGGAGAUUUCCUUUCUCCUCAAGCUCAUCCCUGAGUUGAUACAGCUCUAAUAGUUCCUCUUAAUUAAUUAAUUAAAUUAGAUAAUUAAUUAUAACUCCCCUAUUUAGGGAAAAAAAAAACCCUUUUAAAGUUUUAGUCAUGAAGAGUUUAAGUACGGGUGGAGGCAGCCAAACACAUACCCAUUUUCAGUUUGUACAUACAAUUUGGUCUUUUUAUUUUUGGGUUAUGAAAUCAGACUCUAGGUCUUUGGGUCUUCUCUGUUCUGUGGCCCUCCAUUUUGUAUCAGUUUAUUAAUAAGCAAAUCUCGAUUCCACUCA
Molecule: messenger RNA, 1512 nt
Organism: Malania oleifera
Lineage: Eukaryota; Viridiplantae; Streptophyta; Magnoliopsida; Santalales; Ximeniaceae
Product: glycerophosphodiester phosphodiesterase GDPD1, chloroplastic-like
Exons: 8
Coding region: 73-1245 (390 amino acids)
Biological process (GO): glycerophospholipid catabolic process
Molecular function (GO): phosphoric diester hydrolase activity
Source: RefSeq, a predicted model, not a curated record